Molecule: messenger RNA, 1092 nt
Organism: Exophiala bonariae
Lineage: Eukaryota; Fungi; Ascomycota; Eurotiomycetes; Chaetothyriales; Herpotrichiellaceae
Exons: 6
Coding region: 1-1092 (363 amino acids)
Cellular component (GO): cytoplasm
Molecular function (GO): alcohol dehydrogenase (NAD+) activity; zinc ion binding
Source: RefSeq, a predicted model, not a curated record
AUGGGCAAAAAUGGGGAGUUUACCAUACCAAAAUUCUGCAAGGCUGGAGUGAUGUAUGAUGAAGGCCCUGGUUGCUAUGUGAAAGUAGAAGAUGUCCCAGUCCCAGAACCAGGUCCCGACGAAUUAUUGUUGAGAUUAAACAUAACCGGUCUCUGCUUUUCCGAUCUACAUUACAUGAUGAACGAUUUGGCACUUCCGAAGAUGAGCGACUUCGGCGUGAGAUCGCCAGGCCACGAAGGGGCGGGAGUGGUAGUGAAACUUGGUGGCAACGUGAAGGGGUGGAGUGUUGGUGACCGCGGAGGUGUCAAGCCGCUUUGGGACACAUGUGGAAGUUGUAGGCUUUGCUGGGGUGGACAAGAGACCCAUUGCCGCAAGGGAGUCUUCACAGGUCUACAGUGUCCUGGAACAUACCAACAAUACAUUCUUAGUCCGGCGAAAUACACGACUAGGAUCCCUGAGGGGGUUUCCGACGAGCUGGCAGCAGAGCCUAUCAUGUGCAGUGCCUCAACAAUGGUUCAAAGCCUCGAAGCUUCGGGUCUUAGACCGGGUAACUGGGCUGUAUUUCCUGGUGGAGGUGGUGGUGUGGGAAUACAAGGUAUUCAACUUGCAGCUGCCAUGGGAUUUCGUCCAAUAGCAAUCGAUACUGGGCCUGCUAAGCGCGAACUGUGCCUCAGGUUGGGUGCAGAAGCAUUUGUCGAUUUUAAAGAAACAACUGACGUGACUCAAAGGGUGAUUGAGAUCACUGACGGAGAAGGUGCGCAUGGCGUCUUUGUGACGGCGCCUCAGGCAUACGCGAAUGCGAUCUCUUACACCGGCUCACGGCCGGGGUCUUGUGUAAUGUGCAUCGGACUGCCGGCAAGUGAUACUGUCAUACUCGGAGCAGAUCCGGCGAAGUACGUACUACAAAACUUCAGUAUCUCUGGGACAGUGGUGGGCUCCAUGAUGGACACCGAGAAGGCAUUGGAUUUUGCGCGGCGCGGCAAACUAGAGCCGAUUUAUGAAACAUUUUCCAUCGACAAACUACCCGAGGCUCUUGCAAAACUAAAGGCAGGUCAAGUGGCUGGGCGUGUAGUCAUAGAUUUUAAUCAAUGA